Messenger RNA from Caenorhabditis briggsae, 534 nucleotides. Gene Ontology annotation, biological process: protein homooligomerization. Gene Ontology annotation, molecular function: protein binding. The record is from RefSeq and is a predicted model, not a curated record. NCBI's taxonomy places the organism in Eukaryota, Metazoa, Nematoda, Chromadorea, Rhabditida, Rhabditidae. The coding region runs from base 1 to 534 and encodes 177 amino acids. The transcript has 5 exons.
AUGUUGGCAAGAGCAUCACUUCAUUCGAAUGGCACGGAUAUGCAUACCGCAGAGUAUGCGGAUUAUAAGAAGGAGGAAAUCUCAGCUCACCAUGCUCGAGACUUGGUACAUAUUAAUGCAGGAGGUACAAGAUUCACAACUCUUUACGACACACUGGCACAAUCCAAAUCCUCCUACUUCCUGAAUUUCAUCCGGAUUGAUCGCACAACUGGAAAAAUAGUUUUGCUCCAGCAAAGAACUAUUCGUGAUGAGUCAGGAGCCAUAUUUGUCAACCGGGACGGCCGCCUGUUUGCGUUUGUUCUGCAGUUUAUGAGAGACGGAAAGAACACUGUCCUGCCAAAAGACAAAGACCUCUUGUCGCAGCUUAAGAGAGAAGCCGACUUCUUCGGCAUGGAAGUCUUCAGAUACCUCAUUCAAGAAACUCUUGUCGAUUUGGAGAAAGAACAACGUGCCAGCAAUACGGAUAUUGCUGAAAUUCGCCAUUCCGUCAAUCAAAUCGCCAACAACACUUAUUAUACUGGAGGACGUAACUGA